GAAAUUGUGGGGUAAAAUAUGAGUAAUAGUCUGAUGAAUUAUAUUAUGUAAUGCAAACGGCUGUACCCCAUGCAAUCCCCCAUUGGGGGCUGCUGCCUUCCCAACCCCCGCCCCAAAAAACAAAGAAUCCUUCACAUAUUUACCUUGCCAAGUUUAUGUAAAGAUCUUUCCUGCUGUGAAUAAAUGGAGUAUCCUUUGUUUUCCUGGGCAGGGGUUUGGUGAUGGCAGCCUCCCAUGGGGGGGGGGGGCAGUAUUAGACAAUAUAGUGACUGAUUGUGUGUAGAUUAUUCACAUUUUACCCCGCAAUUUCCUUGGUACCUUUCAUGCUCUCUCCCGCUAUUGGGGCUAAGCUUGACACUAAUGGGGGAGUUAGAGGAAUUUCUAUGCAAUAGAACCUACAUAUUUGCAUUAUAAAUGGUGAUUGGAAUAUAUUGUCACCAAUAUUGUCACAAUCCUUAUGAUGUAUUAGAAAAAAUUACUGUACUGGGGAAAUUGCAGGGUAAAAUAUGAAUAAUAUACACAGAAUCAGUCACUAUUUUGUCUAAUGCAGAGGCCUGCUGCCCCUAGUUCCCCACCCAGGAAAACAAGGAAUCCUCCACAUAUUCAUGGCAGGAGAGAGCGUAGGACAAACAUGGUAAUGGGCACUUCUGCAUGGCACUCUCUCCUGCCAUGAAUAUGUGGAGGAUUCCUUGCUUUCUUGGAUGGGGGUUGGAGGCAGCAGCACAGGGGGCAUAGCCAGCGCCUUUCAUUAGACACUAUGAUGCCAGAUUCCGUGGAUAUUAUUCAUAUUUUACUUUACAAUUUUCUUAUACAUUUCAUGCCCUCCCCUGCUUAGUAACAAAUACAGUAUUACCUUCACAACUUUAUAAAGAAAAAUAUGUGCAGCAUGUAAUACUUUGGUAUACAUUUGCAGGCAAAUGUAAUGGCACUAUGAUAAUCAAAGAGGAAAACUACACUUUCUACCACAUGAAAUAAUUUGCAUAUGCAGAAAAUAAUGCCUCAACUCAUACUGUGGCAGAUGCCAAGAAACAUCCUCCAGUGAUUCCUUAUUUGAUAACAAACUAUCAAGUCAUUUUUAGAGGCAAAAUUUACGUAUAUGGCUGUGGGAAACUGAAGCUAUACCAGAAUUUCACAAGCAGUAAUUUGGAUACAUACAACAACAGCAAGACUAAACAAUGCCUUAUAAAUUAAGGAUAUCUGAGGAGGAGGUACGGGCAGAGUUAAUGAAAUUAGGCUUCACAAACUUACCAGAUGAAACAGUGGAAGUUUUUCGUCGAGACCUCCUCAAGCUGAUUAAAAGUGACCUCCGUAAGCUUAGGCAGGAUAAACAGCUAUUGGAAGGCUCGAGAGAAGAGACAACCUACUUGAGCCCCCCUGUUACAUUAGGGAAACAUGGUCACCCUCGAGAGAAAACAAAGCGGCCAGAAGCAUCAACGCCUCUCUCCCCUGGAAGGCCAGUGAGUUCAACAAGGCUGAGUAGUAAGGUUUCUAAGCAUCUGAAUGCUGACAGUACAACUUCAUGUGCAAGUGAUGAGGAUACUACUGUAGAAAGUGGAUACUCAGACUUUGAGAGUGAGUCUUCAAGGCCAUCCUACUCCUCAGAGGAAGUGGACGACUCAUCCUCCUCUAUCUACCUAACAAGAAGAAAUGGCCAAGCAGGAGCCAGAUCUCAGACAGUUGACCCAUCAGCCAGGCGAGGAGCUUUUCCCCCACUGCAAAGAGAAUCCAAGGACUCAGCAGAAGACUCACAUCAAGAAUCCCAGGAGUCAGCCUUUGAUUCACACAAAGUGACAGAAGACUCAUCAGUAGAUUCUCAUAGAGGGUUCAAGGACUCUGCCAUUGCAGCCCCAAAGAGCUUGGCUAAGGAGAAGCAGGAAGUUGCAGUCAGACCUAAGAAAAAGCCUGUGAAGGCUGCUGACUCCUUGCCAGCAUAUCCAAGACGGCCUGAUCCAGUAAAUCUAUAUCACUUUUACAAAGCCCACUGGGAUAAAUUCAAGACUCCAGGUGAAGAUCCUAGAUCAAAACUUCGCUGGGAAGUGCGCACAAAACUUUUCUAUUCAUCUUGACAUCAGAGAACAUUAUAAUACCUAGAUAUGAAGCACCUGCAGUCUGUAACCGACCCUUUGGCUUGUGUGCCAACUUGACUUGCCUGAAGUUUUAGAAAAAGCACAUGUCACAUUGGUCUUUCUCUUCUUCACUGUAUUUUUUUGUCUCCUUUUCCUUUUUAGAGUACAUUAGUCAUUUAAAUUCACUUUUUAAGUAAAAAGACAGGAAUUUACAAGUCUUUAACCAAAGAUAAUCUAAAUAUUAGGAAGAGAUCAUUGAAACUAUUGACUAACAAGUGUUUAGACAAUGGAGGACAGCCUUUCCUAUUUUAUAAAAGGAAUUGCAUUUAUAAAAAAUGUCAAAAUACAGAACUUGUUACAGGAACUGUUUACUAGGGACCAAUAGUUGUUUGUCAUUACUUGAACUGUGGAAGAUUUUUAAAAUGUUAAUGGCUGUGAAUAUUCUUAUUCUAAUUAAGUAGAUAAGACUGAUUAAGGAUCACCUUUUUAGGAAUAUAUACUGAACAUUAGUUUUAAAGGUGAUGGAUUAUGUCUCAGGAAAGCUUUUAAUAUAUCAGUAUUUAUGUUUAGUACAUUUUGUCUUCUAUAUAUCACGAUAAAUAUUUGGAGAGUUAUCAUACAGCUAAAAAAUGAAUAAUCAUUAAAAUCUACCAAACAGAACUUUAGCCUUAAUGAAAAUGGUUGUCUUUUCACUGUUCUUCAAGGUGUGUCAAGACUUCAGAUGUUAAAGUAUUAAGAUUUAACUAAAUAUAAAUUACUAUUUACUUGUAAAGUUCAUUAAUACUCAAGUUCCUUUCUGUCUUCCACACACCCAGACAGAUUUCUUUAUCCCAUAAAGAUAAUAAAUGCUUUAUAACUUUUCAAAUAAUAAAUCUCCAUUUUGAGAUUCGCUUUCUGAAUUUUAUGAUGAACUUUGGUAAUUCAACUAUGCAUGUUAUGUUGUGUUUUUCCUUUUCUCAAUGUUAUUAUUCAACCUAUCAACCCUAAGUCUGUGUACUGUCCACAAUUUUUUUGUGAAUAUUGUUGCACAUAGAUGGCUCCACAAGUGCUCAGCCAUUUAGUAGGCUCUAGUUACCUGAUUUCACUGGUUUCUUGAAUUUGUAUAUAUUUUUUUCUGAUGCUGAUAAUAAUGAUUUUAUAAUAAUUACUGAUGUAAUGAUUUUCAUAAAGUUAUUAAAGUACGAAUAACAAUAAAAAAGAUAAGUAAUAUUUUUUCAAGAAAAAUCAAGGAAAGUGGAAACAGUGAGAUAGGUAGAGUUGAUAAAUGACUUUUGUGAUUAAGUACUUGUGGAGCCAUCUAUAUGUACCCACAAACUAAAAUUACAGUGCACAUGCAGUGUAUUUAUGCCAUAUAUGGCCAUUGGGUGACUUUCUAGCAUGAUUAUAUGAUAAAGGACUGCAUUUAGUAAACUCACUACUAAUGCACAUGUAUUAUUGCAUUCUCAUUGAUGACUUUCUAGAUUUCUGUGUGGCCUAUAAUGUUUAAACUAUGUGUAGUUGUAUUUAUAUAACUGUUCCUUUUUUAACACCUUUUAUAUAUGCUGUCUAUGGAAGUAUUAAUAGAUUGUUACAU
Penaeus vannamei (Pacific white shrimp) is the source of this 3639-nucleotide messenger RNA. NCBI's taxonomy places the organism in Eukaryota, Metazoa, Arthropoda, Malacostraca, Decapoda, Penaeidae. The record is from RefSeq and is a predicted model, not a curated record.